AUGAGCUUUCGAAGAGCGAUAAGCACGGCAGCCACGCUUACAAGUCUUGCGACGCUUACGGCGGCACACGCGGGCCAUCAUCACGCCGAGGAGGGAUCAGAGAUGAACAAAGUGCCGCUCGACUGGAUAAUAAUCGUGCACAUCGUAACGCAGGUGCUUGUGUGGCUCGUUGUGUUCCCGAUUGGCAUGGUUCUCGGCAGCACCCGCUCCAAAUGGCACGUACCCGUGCAGAGUGCGGCGAUGCUGGUGACAGGCUGUCUGGGCUACCUCAGUGGCAUGAAGCACAAAGGGCGGCAGUUCCCGAGCUCAGUGCAUUCUACCAUGUCAGUUAUUCUCAUUUUCUAUCUCGUCGCGCAGGCAGCGAUGGGUAUCUUCCUCAAGCUGCACGUUAUGGAGGACACCAGGCUCAGAUCGUGGAUCGUGAAGACGCACGGAAUUACCGGUAAAACCUUUCCUAUCGUAGGCUGGGUACAGGUCGUCUUCGGCAUCGCGACUGUCGGGUCGUACUGCCGUGGCGGCAGUCUCGGACAGUGCUUGGCACAUUAUAUUAUGGGCUCUGCUUUUAUCUGGUAUGGUGUCUUGUACGCCGUACUGCUGCACAUCGGCGCACAGUCAGCCAUUUCGAGAGGUGGAAGCCAGGAGAUGGUCGAUUCAACAGUUAUCAUGCUCUGGGGGAUUGUGAACACCUUCACUGAGCACCACGGCGGGCCAUGGACCCACAAGGAUCUCCAGCACACCAUGCUCGGCGUGUUGUGGUGGUGUGGCGGUGCGCUCGGCAUGUUCAUGUCGCGCAAAGGCACCAGAUCAAUUAUACCCGCUGGGAUUAUUAUCAUGACAGGAUACGUGAUGAGUGGGCACGCUCAAAGCAUGGAGAUUUCCACAAAGAUCCACGCUUUAUUCGGAUACACGCUCAUGACGGCAGGGGUGACGAGGAUCAUCGAUAUCUGCUUCAUAAGCAAUCAGGAGGAGUCAUAUAGCCUGCGCACGUUCCAGCAUCUGCCGCCGUACCUCCUCAUACUCUCAGGAUCGUUGUUCAUGAGUGCAACUGACGAAGAGCUCUCGGUGGCGGACUCGCACAAUUUCGACCACGCAACGUACGCAAUGGUGAUAUUCUCAAUAUCUUUCUUGCUCUACUUGCUGGUGACAACAAACAUGAGCCUUUACAUGCAUCUUACGCGGGGCGGCGGGGUUGGAGAUAACAAAGACACGGAAAUGCAGCACUACGAGAGGCUUUCGGUGGAAGAGAGACAGAGGCAACAACCAGAGACGAUAUUCGACAGCUCAGAGGAGACGCGUACUGCAGACAGUGAGGAGCGCGGAACGAGCUCGCUGUGGCCAUUUAACAAGUACAUGAACCCGCUCUUCUACCACCUUCUCCAGAAGGAUUUAAACAAUUUCAGACUCAGCCUAGACAGCUCUACAAAGCAGCCGUCGUCGCUGAGCAAGUCAGCGCACUCUAUUACGCCCGCCACCGAGCUGCGAUCCGAUGUGAACCAGCGCGACGACAAAGGGAGGACGGCUCUCCACUUGAUCGCAUCCAUGCGCGACGAGAACCAGCUCGAUUUUGCUCGUCUCGCUCUCUCGCAGCCAAACAUCAACGUCAACCUCCAGGACGCGGAGUCUGGCUGGACAGCCCUGCAUAGGGCCAUGUAUUGCGCCUCUAUCGCUUUCGCCAGGCUCCUCCUCGCGAGAGACGACGUCGAUCUUUCUGUCAAGGACAGAGAAGGCUACACCGCUUUCGACCUUUACAAUCUCACUAUCGACGGUGCGCUGCCCAAUCCACACCACUCUUCCCGCUCCGAGCUGUUCACGUGGGGCACGAACCGCAACUACGUCCUCGGCAACGCCCACGGCGACGAUCGGCAGUUUCCUGAGCGCAUAUCCAUUAAGCGCGUCACGAAUCACGAAAAUCCCGUAGACAAGUUCAAGUAUCUUAAUGUCGACAGAGUGUUCAUGUCCAAAUUGCACACCGGCAUCAUCACAGACGAGCACACUAACAACGUCCGUUUCUGUGGAUUCGGGAAUGGAGGCAGGCUUGGCAGAUCCGUUCAUGCACAGUAUGCAUUCGAGCCACUGGCUUCCCCACUCGACGUGAAAGUGGUGGAUAUGGCUCUCGCCCAAGAACACACUCUCCUGCUCGACGCUGACGGGCACGUAUACUCUUUCGGUCUUAACAAGCACCAGCAGCUCGGUUACGCUGUUGACGCACCUACCUCACACCACGCCAAAUUCACAAACUCGAGCGACCCAUUCCAGAUCACCCCGAAGCGAAUCUUCGGGGCGCUGAAGAAGGAAGUGAUGGAGGGUGUUGCCGCUGGGAAGACUGCUAGUGCGUGCUGGAAAAACGACACGUUAUUUACUUGGGGAACGAAUGAGGGUCAUUUAGGAUAUGACAAAUCUUCGACACCUAUACAAAACACACCGCGCAAGGUGACAUCCAUAAAGCAAAAUGUACUCGCUGUUGCUAUAUCGGAUAGGAGCAUGUGUGUGCUGACGGAUAGUGGGGAUGUGACAGCGUUCUACAACAGCGCAUACGCCAAACUCAGUUUUCCGCACUUCAAAAGCGAUAGAAUGGGGACGGGAGCAGCAUCCGCAAGGAUCAGACCCACAAUCACCAAGGUGAAAUGCUCAUCUAACACAUUCGGUGCGCUAAGUUCGCUCGGAGAGCCGCAGAAAGUUUGGAGUUUUCGCAACCAAUUCACCGCAGUGAGAGAUUUCGACGUCGGGUUGAAUGGUACUAUUGUCUUGUGUACACUAUCUGGCAGUGUCUUUGUCAAGACUGCAAAGAAUACUCUAGAUACCAUACCUCCAAGUUGGAAGGAGAGCAGCAAGACUAAGUCCUCAAAAUUCUUUCGCGUGCCUUACCUCCACCGCGUCAGCGAAGUGCAUGCCAGUGACUCAGGAGCAUUUGCAGCAUUGCGAAAACCCCCAGCGCACAAAGCUAUCUAUGGUGGUAGAGAUAGCUUGGGCGAUGAUAUGAGGAGUGGCAUGUAUCUCGGUGGUGGAGUGGAAGAUGAGGAGGUGAGUAUAAGUGGUGACAAAAGAUCUGAGGGUGUAGUGGACGACGACAACAGUCAGCAUGAGGAAGAUGAUGAUAUUGAUGUCAAGAUUGCGGAAUGCGAUGUUUUCUUCCGCAGAUACACCCGUAGGAGUGAUAAUAGUGACGCCCAUUACUCCGAUAGUCAUGUUGGCGGGUUUGACGGAAGAUUGAAGUGCAACAGUGGAGAGGUGAUACCGUUCCACAAGAGCGUUUACGCAUCGCGAUCGCCUGUUCUGAAGGGGUUGCUUGAGGGGGACAGAUUAGAUGGGCUAGCGCUAUCUGGCAGUACUUUGAAACUCCCCGACAGUCUAUCACACCCUCUCACACUGCAUAUACUGAAUAAGUAUCUGUACACUGACUCACUGCUGUCGAUUUGGGAUCCCAGAGUAAUCAAGCCGCUGCUCGGGUACACUACGCACGACCAGGCUCUCAGAGUGAGGGAUACUCUCGGCGCACUGUGCAAGCUGCUCCGGCUUGGUAGUCUUGAACCAUUCUUGGAAACACUAGUGGUGAGGGACGUACCUAGGACACUCGGCAUAGAUUUGGGAGGACGUAUACGGUCUGGCGUAGUGGACGGUGACGUAAGGCUCAACUUUAUCGACAACAAGUAUGCCAUUGUCGAUGGUGUCGUCUUAAAGAGUCGUGUGGAGUUUUUCAAGGCAAUGUUCGAUAAUCCCAUCUGGACAGAGUCGCGUCGUCGCCGUGACCAGCAGGUUCACAUCAAUUUGACACACAUGCGUCUGGAAAUAUUCGAGUACAUUCUGCACUACGCAUACGGAUGCAGUGAUGGGGAAGUUGUCGAUGCAGCAUGUGCGGCGAGUGGGGAUAUGAACGACUACCUCAACACGCUGUUUGAGGUGGUAGAAUAUGCGAAUGAGCUGAUGAUGGAUAGAUUGAAGGAUGUAGUGUCAAGUGCGAUACGACCGCUGAUUACACUCAAUAGUGCCGUCGGGUGUGUGGAGAAGGCACUCCACUAUGAGUGCCACGCACUGGUCGACAGUAUACUAGAGGAUCUGGCGACGCAAGUGGGGAUGGUGUUAGAGAAGGGCGUACUGGAGGAGAUGAGUGGGGAUGUAGUUCUGCUGCUCGAGAAACAAAUACGCGGUCGACAACACGCACACAUGCCAACGAAGGAGGUGUACGCGGCACUAGUGGAUGGCUUAGUGGAGAGUAACAAGGAGUGGCUGGCUGAGGAGGACAUACCGCAGCCCAUUCUUCAGACACACAUGCGCUACUGGAACAACAGCAACACUAAGUCUCCCAAGGCGGGCCCACACCGAAUGAGUGGAAGCGGCAACUUGAUCAUGUCACCUAAAGCGCGGCAGAGUGUUUCUGGAUUUGGAUUUGAAACUGGAUCACCGCCAGCGACACCGGAUAUUGCACCACUCAAUCUCACAUGCACCGCCAACAUACCGCCGAUGGACGACAUAUUCGACAUGGACGAAGACCGAGGGGGAGGGGGAGAUAUUGGUGCUGGCAGUGGCAGUGGUAGUGGCGUGAGCACGCCAGCAGCUAACGCAGGAGGCAAGAAUAUGUCAUCACCGUGGCAGCAGGCACACCAGGCACAGACGCCGAACAGUGCGGAAAGCAGCAAGGUUGCAGACUUACGUUCGAUAAUCCAAGCUGAAGCGGAGGCGAGUACGUCGAUGACGGGAACGUCAGCUGCAACGACACCCACACCCGCCUUACCCAAGUUGUAUGGACAGUCACCAGGACUGAGUAGCAGUAAAAUAUCGCAAAAGGAGAAACGGAAGCUGGCGAGUGAGCGAGAGAAGCAGGAGAAGCAGGAGCGAGUGGCUGGUGGAGCUGCGAGCACGCUGUCGGGAUUGUCAGGAUCGCCAAGCAAACCACCGACACCGGCAUGGAGAGUGCCUGAGCGGCGAACUUGGGCGUGGGGGAGUGAGGGUGUAGCAGGUGUAGCAGGAGCAUCAGGAGCAAUACAACAACCGUCAACAAGACCAGCACCAUCAACAACACCAUCGAAAGACCCAUCCAAUUCACCCAGCGCACGGCGUAGCGAAAAGAGCAACGUGAUAGUACCGAGUAGAGAAGGGAGAAAGGGAAGUAGUGCAAGUGGCAAGGCGUGGAGUCAGACACAGGCAUUUGCAAGUCCACCGCUGAGUAGUAUGAGUACACUACACACCCAACACAAACCCAACGCAGCAGAUACACAUUCACUGCCACUGCAUUCCAACACGUUCGAAGCGAUACAGAGCGAGCAGAGGGAUUUGGCCUUGUUACACUCAGCACAGCAUUCACGGCAAAAGAAAAGCAUGGUGGAGAUACAGAGAGAGGAGAGAGAGCGCGAGGAGGAGGAAGCGUUUCUGAGGUGGUGGGCGGAGGAGGAGCGCCGGACCAAGGAGGCGAUGGAGGUGGGUGUGAGUGGAGGUGGUAGGGGUGGUCGCGGGCGUAGUGGGCGUGGCAGAGGACGUGGGUCCAAUACCCAGAGUACUCAGAGUAGACAGAGUAAAAACAGGAAACAGGAAACGGGAAAGAGGUAA
Messenger RNA from Wallemia ichthyophaga EXF-994, 5541 nucleotides. RefSeq names its product BTB/POZ domain-containing protein 1. The coding region runs from base 1 to 5541 and encodes 1846 amino acids. NCBI's taxonomy places the organism in Eukaryota, Fungi, Basidiomycota, Wallemiomycetes, Wallemiales, Wallemiaceae. The record is from RefSeq and is a predicted model, not a curated record. Gene Ontology annotation, molecular function: protein binding. The transcript has 9 exons.